AUGGCGCCGCCCAUCGAGCUUCCUGCCUUCCCAGUCUUCAGAGGAAGAAACAGCGCCUCAGCCUCAGGCGGAGACAAGUACAGCAGCGCCAUGGCGGCCUCUCGCGUCGCCCUUCAGCCGCACGUGUCUGCCUGGAACCCUUCUGCUGCCUCCCACGAGGCAGAAAGCCGGGCAUCCACAUCUUACAACUCCGCCAAUCCUGAUUUUGGCGCGCACCUCUACAGGGCCACGGGGGCAAAGAAGCUCGCCCCUUUGAGGAGCUCUCUUUUCGGGCGGGAAGUCCAGGGGGUUAGCUGGGCGCAAAACGCGGAGAGGGGAUCGAGUGGACGGGUUAGGGUUUCAAAAAGCACGGGAGCGAGGGCCCAAGGAGAGGAGGACUCGGACGACACGGAUGGUGUGGCAGACUUGCCGAUUGAGUUCCUGGAACCGACGCCUGAAGUUGCUUAUUACCAGCUGCGAACCAUAGACUCCCCCAACCAUUUGUCUGUUCCCAGCCCACCCCCAAUCAAGCAGGGGGGGCCACCAAGCCCAACAAAUGCAGGCAGGUCUGGUCUGUUCCGUACCCCCAUUUCAGGGGGGGUGCAAAGUGCCACGUCGUCGCAUGGAUUGCCCCCGCCUGCGGUAGCUGUCCGGAACCUGGUUGCUCAGGCCAAGUACGCCCACCUGUGCACUGUGAUGUCGCGCAUGCACCACCGCAGGCGAGGCUACCCCUUUGGCUCGCUGGUGGACUUCACAACCGACGAGGAAGGACAUCCGAUCUUCUCCCUCUCCCCUCUCGCCAUCCACACCCGAAACAUUUUGGCCGACCCCCGGUGCACGCUCGUCGUUCAGAUUCCAGGCUGGUCCGGGCUCGCCAACGCGCGCGUGACCAUCUUUGGUGACGUGUACCCACUGCCACAGGAACAGCAGGAAUGGGCACAGAAGCUGCAUAGCGCCAAGCACAACCACGGGGCGUCGUUCCAGUGGGGCAACUUUUACUUCUACCGGAUGGCUAAUAUUAGCGAUAUCUACUUCGUAGGGGGCUUUGGGACGGUCGCUUGGGUCGAUGUCAAGGAAUACUCCGCAGCGAAACCGGACAUCAUCGCUGCCUCGAACGUCAGCGAGACGCUCCAGGUGCUGAACAACGAGUUUUCGGACCCCCUGUGCGGGCACCUCGCGGAGGAGCUGGGCCAGGAAGUGGACGACGCGGCGCUCAUUUCCAUCGACAGCAGGGGCGUCGACGUGCGGGUGCGGCAAGGCGCGCGGUUCAACGUUCAACGCCUAUCUUUUGAAGAGAAUGUGCUUGUCAAGGACGCCGCCGAAGCUCAAAGCGCUCUUUCGAAUUUGCUGUCAAGAAAGAGGUGAUUCGAUUGGCCGCCCUAGAUUUGAUCAGCGGAGGGAAAGAGUAGAUUGGCAGCGAGAUUGAGGUUCCUUGCUUCUGGCGACUUGGAAGUGCUAGGAGCGGACGCAAGGAGUUACUUUUGGUGCUUGAUGCAGAAUCAGAUGUACAUUAGCAGAAGCCCAAGAGCUGUGCUGCGAUGCGGGUCAUGCUCCCUGACAAACCCAACAACAGAUUCAAUACAACGUUUCUUGAAUGCUCGAUCCGUUCUAGCUAGAAAAGACGCAAAAGCUGCGAGAUGAUCCGCCUGUUCAUGCCAUUUUG
Messenger RNA from Klebsormidium nitens, 1642 nucleotides. Lineage: Eukaryota; Viridiplantae; Streptophyta; Klebsormidiophyceae; Klebsormidiales; Klebsormidiaceae. The record is from the annotation of a GenBank genome assembly.